AAUCCAUGCUGGUGGGAAAGCUGAAUACACAGGCAUGGACACUUUAGAAAUUUAUGCUGAUUUUAAGAAUGGUUGUGUAGAUGAUGUGAGAUUAGAUGGCAGAGCCCUUCCAUUGCCUCCAGCAUCCAAUGUGACACAGUGGGGACAAGUAACAAUGGCUCUUAAUCUUGAGCAUGGUUGUGGAUUUUCCUCUGGUUGCAACUUCAUAAUUUGUACAGAACCAGUGAAGUGUAGCGAUAAAUUGAAGCAAACUAAUUGCAUGUGCAGUGAUGAAAAAGUACUGGCUACCAAAAGUAAAGACUGUGCUACAGAGACCUGUGAAAGAAAGUCGUGCAUUGGUUCAGAUGAAUGCUUGUACCAGAACACAAAAUUUCACUACAAUUGUCAGUGUCCAGAUGGUGAAACAGGCAUGAACUGCAAGUUUUUGGGAGACAAAUCUGCCUUCAGUCUCACGGCCUGGAGUUUGACAGCCUUGUUACUAAUCAGUGUCUUAAUUCUUGUUUUGGCUACUAGUCUAAUUGGUUACAAGUAUUUCUUCAGCAUCCAUAGGAGAAUUGAGGUUAAAGAUGACAUCCAAGAAAAUGUAAUGAAUUAUGCUGAUGAAGCAGGAAGUGGGAAUGGUGGGACAUCUGGCAUAAAGCCAGAGAAGGCAUCUAUUAAUGAAACUGAGGCAUCAGUUUCCAUGGAACUACAUGACUUGAAAGGAAGUUCUGGACCAGACACGAAAUACUUGAUGGAACACAAAAACAAAAUUGACACUGAUUUGCUUUCUGAAAACAGAGAUGAACUGAAUGUGUAUAUUUAUGAAGGUGGUGGAACAGCAGCUAGUUCUUUUUCAUCUUUGUGUGCAGAUUUUCAGGAAAAAGAACCUGAUACUGUGAAUUUUGCACAGAGGGGAUCAUUUUGCAUUUUAUUGGAGAAACAGUGCCAGACAGAAUUGUAACAGUUGUAUUGAUAUUUACAGAUUUCUCACACAAAUCAGGUUUCAUUACGUUUUGUGAAUAUAAAUGUGCACAAAAUUCUAGAGCUUCUAUACUGUAAGUAUACUACUUCUCAGGGGAAGGAUCUAAUAAUCCCUAUCUUCAAAGUACCAGGAACAUACCAAGUGCCUAACAGAUAAUAUUUCAAACCACAGCUGACUAAACAGAAAUAGUAUGUAUGACUUGCACUAAUUAUUGAGAA
Schistocerca serialis cubense is the source of this 1182-nucleotide messenger RNA. Its product is annotated as putative neural-cadherin 2. The transcript is spliced from 6 exons. NCBI's taxonomy places the organism in Eukaryota, Metazoa, Arthropoda, Insecta, Orthoptera, Acrididae. The record is from RefSeq and is a predicted model, not a curated record. The coding region runs from base 35 to 943 and encodes 302 amino acids.